Messenger RNA from Prunus avium (sweet cherry), 1208 nucleotides. Lineage: Eukaryota; Viridiplantae; Streptophyta; Magnoliopsida; Rosales; Rosaceae. The record is from RefSeq and is a predicted model, not a curated record.
AUGUUAUACGUGACAUGCUUUUUUGAAUUAAUUGCACAGCAAAAAAUUGUCAUUGAGGUGCAGAUGAGAAGCAGAAAACAUCGUGCCAAGGCCAUGAAGAUAGCUGCUGUUGCUGAUGGAGUUAAUUCAGUGGCUUUCAAUGAGGAAAAGAAAGAUCAGAUGGUGAUACUUGGAGAUGGAGUUGAUGCAACUAGCUUAGCUCUGUGUUUGAGGAAGAAGGUUGGCCAUGCCAACUUAGUGAAUGUGGAAGAAGUCCAUCAUGAAGAAUCAUAUACCACUACCAAGGAAGUCACCAAUGGUUUGGUGGAAAGCUAUGAUGAGAAAGAGGAAAUACAAAAAGAGAUGGAACCGAUUCUGGGUUCCAUUAUAUCAGGCGUAGCACCAGCUCAUCCGUUAAACAAAAGAUACGAAAAUUGCCAAAACAAUGAGGAUGAAUAUGAAGAUGUGGUAGACUUAGAAGGAAGUGAUUUGGAUGCAGCUGAUGAUUACGAAGAAGAACAUGUCGAUGAUGAGUUUGAUAGUAAGCAGCAAAUCUCAAUUCAAGAAGAGUCUUUCGAAUCAUUAUUUUCGCUAUCGAUAGAUUCCAGGAAACAAGUUUAUGAUGCUGAAAUAGAUGAGAAGGAGGAGGUCAAAGAGAAAGCAACUUCCACAGCUUCAAAGCACCAAGAGAAGGAGAACAUAACUACAGAACAAGAUUGCAUUAGAACAUCCAUACGUUCUUCUUGGAAACCCCAGAGUUUAAUUUUGUUCAGUAUACUAGCAGACAAUAUGAAGCAAAAGAUAACCAUUGAGGCGCAGAUUCGAUGUGAUAAAUGUCGGUCCAAGGCCAUGAAGAUAGCUGUUGCGGAAGAUGGUGUAAUAUCAGUGGCUUUCCAAGGACCCAACAGAGACAAAAUGGUGAUAACUGGAGAUGGAGUUGAUGCUGCGGACAUGGCGAAGUCGUUGAGGAAGAAGCUUGGCUAUGCAGACUUGGUGAGUGUCGAAGAAAUAACUGAAAAGAAAGCUGAGAACAAAGUUGAACCUAAACAGGAAAAGAAAGCCGAAAAUGCACAUGCAGGACCACAACCUUGUUCUCACCAUCCUCAGUUGGAAUUCUACAUCCAUGAUCCACCAUCAACGAGUAUGUGCACCAUUUUGUGAUAUGUACAAUGGCCAGAUAAAUGUUCUCUUGUGAAACAGAUUCUUUUAAUGUACGGUAUUAAAUUGAU